Thecamonas trahens ATCC 50062 is the source of this 684-nucleotide messenger RNA. RefSeq lists its product as uncharacterized. Lineage: Eukaryota; Apusomonadida; Apusomonadidae. Gene Ontology annotation, molecular function: U7 snRNA binding. Bases 1 to 684 code for a protein of 227 amino acids. Gene Ontology annotation, biological process: mRNA 3'-end processing by stem-loop binding and cleavage. Gene Ontology annotation, cellular component: U7 snRNP. The transcript has a single exon. The record is from RefSeq and is a predicted model, not a curated record.
AUGGAGGUGGCCAUGGAGGAUAGCGGGAGAAGUGAAGCAGGAGAGUCAAGCCAGGACGUGCUUAAUGGUUUGUCGGUGGCGUUUGACGCGCGUGCGGCACUCGCGGCUCCGCGGUCUGCGGUGACCAUGCCGUUCCCUCGAGCGCUGGCGCGAGACAACAUCGCUGCUUGCCGGAGGCUUGUCCCACCUGAGCUGAUCAAGGCAAAGGCCAAGCGAGGCGAGAGCAAGAGAUCGGGCAAAGGCCAUCUGGCGACCGCAUCGUGGACAGAAACCGUCAUCAGAAGGUCCAAGAACGCUCGAGCAAAUGCAGGUCGUCGCAGAGCCACGGCGGCCGAGCGUGAAGCUCGUGUGGCAGCUCUGCGCGCCCAUCGGCCACCGAUGGCUGAUCUCAUUGCCGGAACUCACCCGCCGGGCCCGCUCGACGCGCUCGUCGCUGCCUACGAGGCGGGCGCCUGCGUCCGGGUCGGCAUUCGCGCGCUGAGCGCGAUGCGCGGGACCUGGGUCGGCACCCUCGUUGCCUUUGACAAACAUCUUAAUCUGGUCCUUGCUCGCGCCACCGAGAGCUACCGUCUGUCUGCUGAUGCGCCUGACACCGCUCUCCGCACUCGCUAUCUCCCGCAAGUCUUUGUACGUGGCGCAUCGGUCGUGUAUGUCUCACUCGCACCGACCGAGCCGCGUACGUGA